AUGUGGGGAUCUGACGGCAAGUCUUUUUACUGGACUGACAGACCCACUGAUUUGACGCCUCAUCAAACUGAGGCUCAGGUCCAAAGAAAUGGUGGUGGUGUUGUUUUCUGCGGCAUGAUAACAGCGGAGGAAUUCAAUUAUAGCUCUGCCUUUACCGAAGGAACUGUUAACUCAGAAGUUUAUGCUGAUAUUCUGGAGUCAUUUUUGCUAGACACUAUGGAGUAUUAUGGGUUGACAAGAAAAGUUUAG
This is a messenger RNA of Mucor velutinosus, 249 nucleotides long. RefSeq lists its product as uncharacterized. The record is from RefSeq and is a predicted model, not a curated record. Gene Ontology annotation, molecular function: nucleic acid binding. The transcript has a single exon. NCBI's taxonomy places the organism in Eukaryota, Fungi, Mucoromycota, Mucoromycetes, Mucorales, Mucoraceae. Bases 1 to 249 code for a protein of 82 amino acids.